AUGGAUUCUUUGUUCGGUACUGCGGGUGAUCGUCUCAGUCAUCCUAAAGAUAUUGAUAUCAUGCUUAAUGAAGGCGAAAUUGACGAUGAAAAUGACUUAAUUUUCACUCCAGCUUGCGAUAUUUUUGUUCGUGUUAAAUGGCAUCAUGAUUCAAAACUUCCUCAUGGUUAUGAUAAUGAAGGUGUAUGUUGCAUCAAUGGUUAUGAAAUGAAACAAAAAAUGUGUGUAGAUACACAAGAUGGUUCACUACUAUCACAGAUGCUGUCAAUUUUAUCUGUGAAACAAGAAGUACAUGUAGAAACAGUAGCCAUUCAACGAAAAACACUAUUUAAUAAACGUUGUUUAUCGGAAGAUUUUGGAAAACAGUUUGGUGAAGCAUUAGAUGCAGCGAUAUCAUCACGUUCACCUUCAAAAUCCCAUUUUCUUCACCUGUACAAUCGAUUUAAAAAUGAGAUUGAUAAACUAUUCCCUGAAAAUAAUAAUUUUGAAAAUGAAUCAGAGGGUAAAAAUAAAGUAUGGCCUUUGUUUUAUAUUGAAAUACCCUUUAUGUACUCUGCUCCAUGUUACGGUAUUCGAAUGAGAAGAGACUAUCGAGACCAAAUAUGUUCAUCGAUUGCUUUCUAUCAAAAAUAUAAACAUUUAGUUAAUGCAGAUCUAGCGAAACGAUUAUUUGAAAAGUUAUUAUACACGGCCUUCAGUUAUGAAAAUGAUAUUGUUCUCGGAUUAAAAUUGAACUUUGGCCCAAAAAUGUUCAACCCUUUUUAA
Molecule: messenger RNA, 765 nt
Organism: Didymodactylos carnosus
Lineage: Eukaryota; Metazoa; Rotifera; Eurotatoria; Philodinida; Philodinidae
Source: the annotation of a GenBank genome assembly